This is a messenger RNA of Penicillium cataractarum, 1284 nucleotides long. RefSeq lists its product as uncharacterized. Lineage: Eukaryota; Fungi; Ascomycota; Eurotiomycetes; Eurotiales; Aspergillaceae. The coding region runs from base 1 to 1284 and encodes 427 amino acids. Gene Ontology annotation, molecular function: oxidoreductase activity. The transcript is spliced from 3 exons. The record is from RefSeq and is a predicted model, not a curated record.
AUGGACAACGCGACUUCUUUGGCGUCGCAGUCACUGACUGACGCAGUGAGGGCCCUCCUCGACUCUGCCCCUCGACAAUGGCUCCCCUACGCUCUGGGCUUACUGGUAGGCUAUCCUCUUCUCACGGGUAGCUUGCGCUACCAGCGAGUGCGAAAUAUGUACAAAAAGUACCCCUAUGCCACUCGGGAAGACAUGGCCAAUAUGACCGACGACCACGCAUUCGAGAUCCAGAAAGCUGUCGCACAGCUCGAGUUCCCGUUUAUGUUUAUCAAAUCGCUGCAAUUUGCCUUGUUCAGGACCUACGGCAUCCCAACAAUCUCCCACGUCCUCACCAAGACCAGCCAAUUCUCCAGCCCAGAAACAUCUCUCAAGCGAUACACAGACACAAGCGCCCUCGUCCAAGAAAUGGUCGGCAACAACCCAACCUCCGCACGAGCCUACACCUCCUUCGCCCGCACCCGCUUCCUGCACGCCGGCUACCGAGCCUCGGGCAAAAUCCUCGACGACGACAUGCUCUACACACUCGCCCUCUUCGCCCUCGAACCAAUCCGCUUCAUCAACCGGUACGAGUGGCGCCAGCUCAGCGAUCUAGAGCGCUGCGCUAUCGGCACGUUCUGGAAGAGUGCCGGUGAUGCGUUGGGUAUUGGGUACGAGAAGUUGCCGUCUGGUGCGACGGGAUUCAAGGAUGGAAUUCAGUGGUUGGAGGAAAUUACUGCGUGGAGUGAGGAAUAUGAGGAGAAGUGUAUGGUGCCUGAUGCGAAGAAUCGGGAGACGGCUGAUCAGACUACGGCCGUGUUGCUGUAUAUGUUGCCCGAGGUGUUGCAUCCGGUUGGAUUGCAGUUUGUUUCGUUUAUGAUGGAUGAGCGGUUGCGGAAGGCGAUGCUUUACGACGCACCUUCUUCCAUCGCGGUCGUUGUCUUCUCAAGCCUGCUCACCAUCCGCAAGCUGUUCUUGCGGUAUCUAUCUCUGCCUCGGCCGUACUUCUUGCGCUCUAUUUCUCACACUGAUAAACCCGAUGAGAAUAACCGGUUCUUCCUCACCCAGUGGGAAGCGGCGCCUUAUUAUGUCAAGCCGACAUUCUGGAAUCGCUGGGGUCCCACUGCGUUGCUAACCCGGAUUCUUGGUCGACCUGUGCCUGGUGACGAGGGUGAUAAGUAUUAUCCUCAAGGGUAUAGUAUUAAAGACGUUGGCCCGAAGUACUUCGAGGGUAAGGGGCGGAAAGCGAUUGAUGAGUCCAUGGAGGAGUUCAAGGGGUAUCGGACUGGAAAGUGCCCAUUCCAUUGA